AACCCAUCGGAUAGUUGUGUGCUUUCCAUAUGCCAACGGCUUUAAUGGCGCAAAGCAACCUCUAAAGUCUAAAUAAAUAAAAAAAUCCCCCAAUAUGAGAAUAGAGAAGCAAAACAAAAGGCAAUCUCAAUUUCACUCAUUUGACAAUUGAAAUCCGUGGUAUGGCCAAAUCCGUGUUGAAGUCAAAGCCACCAUUUUGCUCUUCCUUUCCCUUUUCCUUCAUCUCAUCUCUUCUGUUUUGAGCUUUCACCCUCUCUCAACCCACAUCGGAAAAAUUCUUCUUUGGUAAAAGGGGUUUGCUUGUUUCUCGUCCUCAGCAUACAAAGCUGCUCUCUUGUUGUUGAUAUGGGGGCUCAAGGCUGCUGGGCUAUGGUUAUUAUUCUUGGGUUGUUGUUGCAACCUCAGUUUCUCAGCUCUCAAAACCUGACAUGCAAUCAAAAGGACUGGACUGCUCUCCGGUAUUUCAUGGACAAUUUGACAAAAACACUUGAAGGUUGGACGACAAAUUCCUCUGCUGAUUGUUGUGAGUGGGAAGGCAUAACCUGUGAUCCUCCGUCUGCUGGUAGAGUAAUCAAGUUGGUACUGCCCAAUAAAAGGUUAUCAGGCAAAUUAUCUGAUUCUUUGUCUGGUUUGGAUCAGCUUAAAACUCUCAAUCUUUCCCACAAUUUCCUUAAAGAUUCAUUGCCACUUUCUUUGUUUCAUAUGCCGAAUUUAGAGCAACUUGACUUGAGCUAUAAUGACUUCUCUGGACUAAUCCCUGAAAGCAUCAAUCUGCCUUCAAUUCGAAGUCUUAACGUCUCUGCCAAUUCCUUGAAGGGUUCCCUUCCUUCCCAUAUAUGUGUUAACUCCUCCGGAAUUGGGUUCCUUAGUUUGGCAGUGAACUAUUUCUCUGGUAAUAUUUCACCAGGGCUUGGAAAAUGUUCUUCCUUGGAGGAACUGUAUCUUGGCACAAAUCAACUCACUGGUGUGGUGACUGAAGACAUCUUUCAGCUUCAAAAUUUGAGACGUCUGGGGCUUCAAGAUAACAACUUGGGUGGGAAACUUAGUCCUGGUAUUGCUAAUCUCUCUAAUCUUGUUCGUUUAGAUAUUUCUUCAAAUAAUUUUUCUGGAGAGAUCCCGGAUGUGUUUAGUGAGCUAAAGAGAUUUCAGUAUCUUAUAGCAAAUUCAAAUAACUUUAGUGGUGGAAUUCCCAGUUCACUGUCCAAUUCUCCAACCGUUAGUUUGCUGAAUUUGAGGAAUAAUUCAUUGGAGGGUUCUAUAUAUCUUAAUUGCUCUGCUAUGGUUACUUUGAAUUCUCUGGAUUUGGCUACCAAUAAGUUCACUGGGCCUGUGCCUGAUAAUCUUCCCUUAUGCAGACAAUUGCAAGAUGUCAACCUUGCCCGCAAUAAUUUCAGUGGCCAAAUCCCUGAGAGCUUCAAACAAUUCCAUAGCCUCUCUUAUCUUUCCCUCUCGAAUUCGAGCCUCCAUAAUCUUUCCUCUGCUCUUCAAAUUCUGCAGCAGUGUAGGAACCUAACUGCUUUGGUUCUCACCUUGAAUUUCCCUGUUGAAACAUUACCUGAUGAUCCUAAUCUGCACUUUGAAAAGUUGAAGGUUCUUGUUAUUGCAAGCUGUCAACUUAGAGGUUCAAUUCCCCAAUGGUUGAGCAAGAUUUCUUCAUUGCAGUUGUUGGAUUUGUCAUGGAACCAUCUGAAUGGAGCACUUCCACCAUGGUUGGGAAGCUAUAGGGAUCUGUUUUACUUGGACUUAUCGAACAAUUCGUUUACUGGAGAGAUCCCUAAGAGUUUAACUGAAUUACCGAGCCUCAUUCAUGGAAAUAUCUCACUGGAGGAACCUUCACCAGAUUUCCCUUUUUUCAUGAAAAGGAAUGAAAGUGCGAGGGGAUUGCAGUAUAAUCAAAUUUGGAGUUUUCCACCAACACUUGAACUUGGUCACAACUUUCUUAGUGGACCAGUUUGGCCUGAGUUCGGGAAUCUGAAAAAGCUUAUUGUUUUUGAUUUGAAAUUCAAUAAUCUCUCUGGACCGAUUCCGGAAAAUUUGUCUGAGAUGAGCAGCUUGGAGAUUCUGGAUCUAUCACAUAAUGACUUAACUGGGACCAUACCACCUUCACUGGAAAGUCUCAGUUUUCUGUCUAUCUUUAAUGUUGCCUACAAUCGACUUUAUGGGAAGAUUCCUUCUGGAGGUCAAUUUCAGACAUUCCCGAAUUCAAGCUUUGAAGGAAACAAUCUUUGUGGUGAUCAUCGGUUCAGUUGUCAAGAUAAUACAAGUGAACAUGUGUCUCCAAAAAGAUCAAGAAAGAACAAAGAUAUCAUCAUUGGAAUGGUUGUUGGAAUCAUAUUUGGGACAGCCCUUUUGAUUGGCCUUAUGUAUUUGUUUGUUCUGCGUACACAUAAACGCAACGAGGUCGAUCCCGAGAAAGAGGAGCCUGACACCAAUGAUAAAAAUUUAGAAGAACUCAGUUCAAGGCUAGUGGUGCUCUUCCAAAAUUGGGAAUCCUACAAGGAGCUUUGCAUUGAUGACCUUUUGGAAUCAACCAACAAUUUUGACCAAGCAAAUAUCAUCGGUUGUGGUGGUUUUGGUCUGGUUUAUAGAGGCACUCUCCCAGAUGGUCGUAAGGUUGCCAUUAAACGGCUUUCUGGUGAUUGUGGCCAGAUGGAUAGAGAAUUCCGUGCUGAAGUUGAAGCACUUUCAAGAGCUCAGCAUCCAAAUCUUGUCCAUCUACAAGGAUAUUGCAUGCAUAAAAAUGACAGGCUCUUAAUAUAUUCUUACAUGGAGAAUGGUAGCUUGGACUAUUGGUUGCAUGAGAAGGUUGAUGGACCAUCCUUGCUCAGUUGGGAAACAAGGCUGAAAAUCGCACAAGGGGCAGCUAGGGGUCUAGCUUAUUUGCACCAGUCAUGUGAACCUCAUAUUCUUCACAGAGAUAUAAAGUCAAGUAACAUUCUUUUAGAUGAGAAUUUUAAAGCUCACUUGGCCGAUUUUGGUCUCGCAAGGCUCAUACUUCCCUAUGAUACCCAUGUAACCACUGAUCUGGUAGGGACAUUAGGCUACAUUCCUCCUGAGUACGGACAAGCUUCAGUUGCAACCUAUAAAGGUGAUGUGUACAGUUUCGGGGUAGUGCUUUUGGAGCUUCUGACCGGGAAAAGGCCCAUGGAUAUGUGCAAGCCAAAAGGUACCCGGGAUUUGAUCUCUUGGGUGAUUCGCAUGAAGAUGGAAAACAAGGAGAGUGAGGUUUUUGACCCGUUUAUCUAUGGCAAGCAGCAUGAUAAGGAAAUGUUGCGGAUUCUUGAAAUCGCUUGCCUUUGUUUAAACGAAAGCCCUAAAAUUAGGCCUACAACGCAGCAGCUAGUUUAUUGGCUUGACAAAGUGACAUCGUUAUCUAGUGUUUGAACGCAACUACAUGAAACUCCGGUUGUACAGCUAGAAGCAGCAGCAGAAAAUUGGUAGUUUUUCAUAGUAAUGUCAUCCUGUUGUAAAUAUUACUCCAGAUAUGUGGUGUAUCGGAUUCUGCUGCUCUCCAACAUGGAGAACUCUUACAGAAAGCAACAAGCAUUUUUAUGAUUCACUUUGUAAGUUUUCACAAUCGAACAACAAAAUGUUUGUUUCCAAACGUGUAAAAUACAUAUAAUUCUUUUGUAUGUAAUGGUGAUACGAAAUGUGAAGAUUUUUUUUCCAUUGAA
Messenger RNA from Gossypium raimondii (Peruvian cotton), 3674 nucleotides. RefSeq names its product phytosulfokine receptor 1. The record is from RefSeq and is a predicted model, not a curated record. Bases 346 to 3384 code for a protein of 1012 amino acids. Gene Ontology annotation, biological process: protein phosphorylation. Gene Ontology annotation, molecular function: ATP binding; protein binding; protein kinase activity. The transcript has a single exon. NCBI's taxonomy places the organism in Eukaryota, Viridiplantae, Streptophyta, Magnoliopsida, Malvales, Malvaceae.